GAAAAAUCAUUCGUGCGAUCACUUGGACAGUAUCUCAAUAUUCAGCCUGAUCAGUCAAGAGCAGCGCUUGUAGUUUACGGCAGUCGUCCUUUGACCGUCAUUCGGUUGUACAAUUCUCAGACCUUUGCUCGGUUUGACUCCAUGUUGACAAAAGCGCCAUUUCUCGGUGGUGCGCGGAGGUACGACAAGGCACUCAACUCUACGGGAGACAUCUUCACAAAUGAGCGAGAAAAUGUCCCAAAAAUCAUGCUGCUGUUUGUGGCGGGAAAACAAGCACAAGUUUCAGGUAACACUUGAUAAGCAUUUUGUAUGAAUUAGUCAUUGAUUUAUUCUGUUAAUAAUUAAUUAUAACAACUGACCUCCACACACAAGGAAUUUUAUUAGGGACGGACCAUCAGAACAGUUAUGGGGUGGGGGGGAGGGGAAUUUUUUUUCGUAAUCAAAUUCCUUGUAUGAAUUUUUUUUAGGCCAUAGCAUGAAUAUUUUUUAGGAUUAACGCCCCACCCCUAUAAGUUUUCUAAUGGUCCGUCCCUUAUGGUGCUGGCUGGGCAAACGAGCGUUAUGAAUAUGAAUCAGGAAUUUGUGAUUUGUUACCUGAGCGAGAACCACGCGUGUUCUCGUCGUAUCUUGUCUUCCACAAGGAAAUGAUUUUUUUCUCUAUUCCCGACAAAAACCUUCAUUCCUUUCACCUUUUUUCGGUAGAAUAAUAAGUUAUCAACCUUUCUCAUUUGUGUUCUCCUCUGCUAAUGAAAACCAUUUAAGGCAUCGCUUCACCGUUUUACAUGAUAUCUGGUUUCUUUUUCAAGGCUCCACAUCGUUAAAAGAUGCCGUUAGGCCACUUCGCCAACAGGGAGUCACAACUUUCAUAUUUCGUAUUGGUUCAGAACCUGGAAUACAAGAAUUGUACUCUGCUGUGGAAAGUCCCGACAAUGUUUUUACUUUUUCACGUUUUUCUGACAUGGAUUCCAAAGUGACGGAUGUGGCAAGACAUAUACCAUUUUAUUCUGGUAUGUGAGCGUUUACUUUGUGGUGUUAUUAGCACUUAAAUUAAAAUAGGUUGAAAGGCCGUGAAACAGUUGAGUUGUUAAAAAGUUUUUGAAAUAGUUUGUGGUAUUACAAUCAGGUAGCCUAAUCAUGCUCGAGCUUUCGAUUUUCCUGUUAUCUGAGGUUAAUGGAAGUUCGCGCGAAAAAAAAUCGAUUGGCUGUGCCUAUUUUCUUUGCUUAUUUUUUUUUUCUAUUUUAGUUGUUUCGUGGUGGUAAUAUUACAUAGACAGGAUUAAGAUUGUAAUGUACAGUAUCUGUGAGUUAAAAACAGAAGCAAUGAUAAUUUUCGUUUUGGGCUUUGGAAAUGUAUACUGACUCGACGGCUCGCUCUCGUCAUUUAAGAGGAAAUGAUUGAAUCAUUUUGGGGAAGUUCUCCGCGGAAAGAUUACGUCGCUGAAACAUACGAAAAAAAAUACUAUCGCUAAAUCAGAAAGAUGUUUAUUUUCUUAAGGUGACCUAUAUCUAUUAAAUAACAACUUAACAACAUACUUUGUAAACUUUUAUGAAGCUGCGAACUGUAAGAAAUUGAUUGGAAGCCACUUUAAAAAGCCUACGUACAUUAAGAAGUCUAAUGAACUACACUAAAAUACUGUUUAUCGCGAUUGCAUCUUGCUUAGAGAAAAAAAAAAUACAGAUCGAUGAAGUAUACAUUCAAGUAAAGGUUACACCUUUGUCGCACCUUUGUUAACUAUCUGGCCUAUUUCCCACACGUAAAUCCGCCUAGAGUUUCUUCAAUGGCGUACUUCAUGAACAGUGUAGCGUUGAAAUGACCCGAGUAAGCAUUAUUAUUUGAACCAAUCGGUUUUUUCGAAAGAUACUAUUUUUUUUGCUGUUAUAUAAAAUUUAUUAUCAAAUUAAUAAACGACGUAAAUGGGUGAAUAAGAAAAAAUAAAGGAAGUGUGUAGACAAUGGCAGUCUUUGUGACUAGAGAUAUCUCAGGAAUGUCUGAGGUCUCCAAACUAAUGCUUUCUGAACGUUGCUCGAAAAUACCUCCACACGCCUGCCUGUUCCGCUUGUACUAAAAGCAAGUGGCAGUUUUUAGCAGCCCUCACUGUUAUUCUGAAGGCUCUCCGCGAAUAAAUCGUGAUGUCAAAUGUUGUGAGUUACGUUUUAUUUCUGCAAGGUAAGAUACUGCGUUUUGUUUCCAUAUUUACGUAUUCAUUUCACUAAAAUAUCUUAUGCUGUGUUUGUUUUAUUGUAUUAUAAUUUUGGUUCAUAAGACAAGAAAUAUAAAAUCGAGUACCGUCCAGGCAAUGGAAACGUUCAUUAUUCAAUUUGUUGACAGUGUUAAUUUAAAAGGUUUGUCAUGCUGUGUUGAUUGCAAUCACCUAGGUUUGUUACAAAGAUAAUUACUUGACCAAUAACAAUUUUCGUUUGGCACUAUGGUGGGUNCUUAGAGAAAAAAAAAAUACAGAUCGAUGAAGUAUACAUUCAAGUAAAGGUUACACCUUUGUCGCACCUUUGUUAACUAUCUGGCCUAUUUCCCACACGUAAAUCCGCCUAGAGUUUCUUCAAUGGCGUACUUCAUGAACAGUGUAGCGUUGAAAUGACCCGAGUAAGCAUUAUUAUUUGAACCAAUCGGUUUUUUCGAAAGAUACUAUUUUUUUUGCUGUUAUAUAAAAUUUAUUAUCAAAUUAAUAAACGACGUAAAUGGGUGAAUAAGAAAAAAUAAAGGAAGUGUGUAGACAAUGGCAGUCUUUGUGACUAGAGAUAUCUCAGGAAUGUCUGAGGUCUCCAAACUAAUGCUUUCUGAACGUUGCUCGAAAAUACCUCCACACGCCUGCCUGUUCCGCUUGUACUAAAAGCAAGUGGCAGUUUUUAGCAGCCCUCACUGUUAUUCUGAAGGCUCUCCGCGAAUAAAUCGUGAUGUCAAAUGUUGUGAGUUACGUUUUAUUUCUGCAAGGUAAGAUACUGCGUUUUGUUUCCAUAUUUACGUAUUCAUUUCACUAAAAUAUCUUAUGCUGUGUUUGUUUUAUUGUAUUAUAAUUUUGGUUCAUAAGACAAGAAAUAUAAAAUCGAGUACCGUCCAAGCAAUGGAAACGUUCAUUAUUCAAUUUGUUGACAGUGUUAAUUUAAAAGGUUUGUCAUGCUGUGUUGAUUGCAAUCACCUAGGUUUGUUACAAAGAUAAUUACUUGACCAAUAACAAUUUUCGUUUGGCACUAUGGUGGGUAACUAGGGUGGUAAUUUCUCUAUGCGUGUAUCACGAAAUAUCUGAUACCUAACAGACUGGUCUCAUUCUAGAAGGAAAGUGCACAUUUUUUUCUUCAUUAGUGGGUGUCCAUCUUAGUUAUAAUGUAAUAUUAAGGAGGCUCGAAAACAGAUUACACAAGCGCAAACUGUGCGGGAACUAAGACUUUAACUUUAAUUUAACGCAAUUGUACAUUUCGCUAUAUGUGGGCUCAUGCUCCUGUGAAAGAUUGUAAGAUAUUUGACAUAAGAAUAAGUCCUUAAACAAAAGAUACCGUUAAAUUAACGCAAACUGCAGUGAUCUACGUCUAAAUUUAAAGUUUUGAAUUAGCCCGAAAAUGUGGCAGAGGUCGUUAAAGAAUUUAAGGGUUAAGGGGCGGGAAAUCUACUGACAGAAAGCAUCGUUACUUAAUGGCUGUGUGCAGAUUUGAUAUACCCAUUAAAAGGGUAUGCCCUCCCUUCAGGGGUUCAUUGCUAGGACUAGGAGUGUUUACAACAUUGAACUUUAUAUUGCCGGGAAAAGAGGCACAUUAAAUAAACAUCUUAGUAUGUGGGAAAAGUUAAUCAAUAUAAUCUGAUCUCAUUAACAAUUAAGGUGGCUGAACACAGUUUUGAGGGCGAUCAGCGGUAACUCGCGUGACGGCGCGUGUUUUAAAUUAGACAAACAAACAUGGCGGCGAAAAAAGCAGUGGUACACAGAAGACAAUUUCUCAAAAUCUGCUCAUUAAAAUUUUGUGAUAUUUGGCAGAAUUUUUACUUUUAUCGUACUUUCAAUAAUAAGAACUUUAAAAUGGAAGUUCAACAGACGAAUUUUGCGACACAUUUAAUAAUUACAGUACAAUCAUGUUAUUGAUUAUCUUAAAACCGUCUGUUAAAAUUUGGUCAAAUAAGUUUCAGAUGGUAAUGAUUAAUUAUAGUAAGCUGUGUGCUAGGAACAUCUAAUGAAGGAAUUUUAUGUAAAUUGAGCAAAAGUGAAAUUUUAAGGUUGUAUUCAAUCGUUCAUGUUGCCAUGGAAACUACAAAAGCGUCACAUUUUACCUGUCUUUCUCAAACUCAUUAAUAAUUCAUAAAGAAAAUUCUAAUGAAAUUAAUGUUUAAUGAGUGUUUGGAUAUCAGAUGAAAAACUGCUCAUUUUUGCAUCCUUAAUUUCUCCUUCAAAAAUGAUUUUGUUUGAGAAGAAAUAUCAAACAUUCGACACAGUGUUUCAUCACCAGAUGAAACACCUCGAAGUUCGUCAAAAAUACUCCGCUGCGCGUCGUAUUUUCAACUCUCUUCUCGGUGUUUCAUCUGGUGAUGAAACACUGCGUCUCAUGUUUGAUAUAUUACGUCAAAAUCUUUCAUCAGUAUAUUUUUUUCUUGCCAAGUUUCAGCUUGUGAGCUGCAACCUUUCUCUUGCCAUGAUAUGGCAAAUGACAAAUACUCACAAACUGCCAAAACUGUAUUCAGCCACCUUAAAUAUUGUACAUAAAUAUUAAGAUAAGUACUUUCUAUCAACUUAGAUGUUGACUGCUGUACUAGUUUUGUUUUUUGUUUGUUUGUUUUUCCUUUUAAGUUUACUCUGUAAAAUGAAAACUUCAAACAAAAAUUCAAAAAUUAAUAAACUACAAAAAAGAAAUAUACCCAUUAAAAAAGAGAGAAAUAUAAGAGCGACUGACAAAAACGCAAUGGACUUUUCUUAUUAAAUGUUAUAUAUCAAAGGAAAUACGACGAAAGGUACAACCUCUUGCCGGGACCGACAAACCGUUAUAAAAAGCCCACGUUAAUUUUUCACAUUUUUUUCUUUCCCUAGCAAUCCUCGCUCCUUUUGGCUUCGCGGUUGAUGUUGUUUACCUUGUCGACUCAUCUGAUCCAGUCACGCCUGAAAAUUUCAACGGACAAAAGAGUUUUGUGAAGAAGUUGGGCCGUUACCUUGACCUAAAUCCGUUCGGCUCCAGGGGCGCUGUCAUCUCGUAUGGCUCAACGUCGACUGUGGUCUCAAAAUUUGGUGACACAACGACAUUACAAGCAUUUAUUAGUAAAGUAAACAACGCUUCAAAAGUAGGUGGCCAACGACGGAUGGACCGCGCUAUCAAAGCUGCUCUUAGUGUCUUUAACGACUCCCGACCAGCGAUUCCUAAAGUGGUUAUUCUUCUAACCACAGGAGGGCAACCGGCAGGAGUGCCCGCGGGAAUUAUAGACGCGGUGUUUGAACAGCUUUAUGAUCAGGGAGCCCGGUUGUAUGCAGUGACAAUCAAUGCACCAACAGUGUCUUUGCCGUUACACAGUUCUGACGGGUCAGACUGGUUCCCAGUGACAUCCUAUAGAGACUUGCCUACCCAAGUGCUGCCACUAGCGAGACAUGUAGCUAUAGAUACAGGUUUGGUGCUCCUCGAGAAAUCGUUCUUCAUUGGGAUUACAACAAGCCUGAGAUAACAGCCGACAUUUUGCGAUGCCAUCACUAGUUUCCCCAGGAAAUUACGUCUGAGCAAAGACUACAGAAAUUCCAUACUGAUGACGUGCCACUAUUCAGAUCUGGGUUGUACUUCUGAUUAGUUGUGCCGCGAGAGAAAUUCGCUUCAUCCCUUUGGAGACACCACCCAUAUCUACAUAGUGACGGUUUAUUAGUAGGGAGAGGUCAUUUCGAAAGGAAAUCACUGAUUGAGUCGCGAAAUUUCCACUGUUUUCUCAGGCUAGUUGUAAUCCAAAAACGAUUGAUUUCAGGCUACAUUACACCUCUUUUCAUCCGCACCAUUCAGCCAGCAGAAAGAAGAUGAAAUGGGCCCCAUUUCACUCUGUUUUAUUCUAUCGUACGAAAGGGUUACAUUACAGAAACGCGCCCAUUAACGUAUUAAGGAAUUGGUAACGAGUAACUUUUAAUCUCAACCUUUCACAAAAGGUGCUCGCAUUUUUCUCCUUACAUUGAUAUCGAGCGAGUGUUUUUGAAGGUGUUCCAAGUCGUCUGCAGGUCCAAGCGGAAGCUGUGCGAAGGUGUUCUAUUGCAGGGAGGACGUUCAUCAAACCAGUUGCUUAAUAAGCACUGCAUUUGUUUCUCUAGGGCACGUUUAACAAUUAACUAGUUCUCUUUUAUUGUAGAUUAACUUUUCGAGCCAAUUGCAUAAUCUUUAGCGACGAUUGCUAUAGAGAAGAAAUAGUAGCUGUUAAGAUCACAGAUACUUGGAAUAUUGAAAACGACAGAUGUAAAACGCCGUUAGACCGAAAUAAGCCUUUGAAAAUUGGGAUAGCAUGUUUUCAUUUCGAAGUUCUCCGUCCGUGGUUUUACUGUACUAGACCUCAAUCGUGGAAAGUCUGAUUUAGACCGAACAAGCUAUUGGUGACUAAAAACCUUAGUUACCCCGGAAUCGAAGCAUCAUUUAGAGCUUACAGUUUAUGUAUUUGUUCAAUUAUCUGUUUUGUUACGUUGCAGCUGCCCUUGGCCCUGAUGAUUUUGUGGCAGACGUAAUUUUUAUCCUCGAUUCCUCGUCAAGCGUCACACCAGAUGAGUUUGAAAAGGCCAAAGAAUUCGUGAAGUUAAUUGCAAGAUACCUCAACAUUGCA
This is a messenger RNA of Porites evermanni, 6766 nucleotides long. The record is from the annotation of a GenBank genome assembly. Lineage: Eukaryota; Metazoa; Cnidaria; Anthozoa; Scleractinia; Poritidae.